Molecule: messenger RNA, 2543 nt
Organism: Acanthoscelides obtectus
Lineage: Eukaryota; Metazoa; Arthropoda; Insecta; Coleoptera; Chrysomelidae
Source: the annotation of a GenBank genome assembly
AUUGGGUAUUGCUGUGAGUUUUAUCAGACAGAUAUUCGGUAGAAAGCUGCAAAAAUGGCGGACGAUAUGGUCGUGAAACGGCCAAAGAAGCUUAUGUAUUCCUUACUGGCCGAAAUAGAAAUGGACGAAGAAUCUGUAGAAAUUGUAGAUAAAUAUAAAGACAGAAAAUUGACACCAAUGGAGCUUGAUCUCAAGUUACAUGCAGACCGAGUUAUGUAUGUACUGAACAGGACUCUUGCAAAACUGCAAGUGAUGGCACAUCUACCGAUGUUUCUGUACAACGAUGCGGAGCUUCUAAAGAAGUAUUCUAACAAAAAAGACCAGUACUUUAUUCUGCAGACAAUGAACUCCUUCGGUGCCAGCUUCGACCUCUCGAAGUACGAUCUCGCUUGCGCUGAAGAAUAUAUGAACAUCAACGAACUGAUGACACCAAACACCAAAUCCCAACGACAAAAAAAGUGCGUGAUGGACCAGCUGGAUUUGGAAUCUAAAACUGAUCCAGCGGUAGCAAAAAUGAUCGACGUCCUUUUCUACAACAAAUGCAUCGUUGCAGCCGCGCGGGCAGCCAAAACAAGCAAGAUUGAUAAGUUCUUGGCCCACUUUACCAACAUAUUGAAUGAAUUUAAAGAUAUAGUGAAAAAGAAACUUUAUGUCACCGGAGAUGAAGAAAACGCCAGAGACAAGGAGCUAAGGAGAACAUAUAAGACCAACCUUAUGCUUCUAGCAACAAUGGAGGAUCUACAAGAGAGAAUAGAGGCUCAGCGCAAAGAUCUGGGUGGACAAGUUAACCAAAAAGUUGAAGUGUUCGAAAUGUACAACAAGAAAAUGGAGGCAAUCAGGGAAGACUUUCUGAUGCAAAUGAAGAAGUUCAUGGUAGACAAUGAAAAAGCAAUGAUGAAGAAAGUGAACGAAAGUGAAGAAAACCAAAUAUGCUUAUCUGAAGAAGCAAGCCGACUGACGAAACAGUAUGAAACGUUAUUGGAGGAUCAUCUUAUUGAAGAGAAACAGGCUAGGUCAAGACGCUAUAAAAUGGAGACUCAACUUCAGAACUGGGUCGUAAAAUUCGAUCAAGAUAUUGGAGAAAAGCAAGCUGAAUUGGAUAGACUGCAAAAAGAAUACGAUGACAAGAAAGAGGAAAUGGACGGUUUGGAAGACCUGCUCGCAGAGCAAGAAGAAGAGUACACAACUCUAAUGAAAGAAAAGUACGAAGAGGAAGAAAGGAUCUUUAAUGAAAUGGCUUGGCAGUUCUUGAUCAAUAGAUCUGCUAGACGGAUCCAGCGCUACUGGAGAGCUCACAGGGAGAGAAAGCUUGCUAGGAAGAAGGGACGCAGAGGUAAAGGUAAAGGAACAAAAACUAAGCCCUCUCAGCGCUAAAAACUAAUAAGAAACUGAUUCAUUUCCUUAGGAAAGGACAAAAAGGAGAAAAAGACACCACCCAAAGAGAAGAUAACUGUGACGAGACAAGGUGAUGCAAACCUUGCACUAGCAUCAGACAAGAAGAUAAAGGGUCACGUGUUCGAUGAACUCCAGAACCCUGAUGCGAAAUUCGAGAAGAAUGUGACUGUCGACCCUACGGCAUAGUUCUGUAGUAGUUUCACUUUAGGUAACAUAGUGUUUUCCCCUUGUUAAAGCAUCUGCAACUACCAAUUUUCAAACGAUGCGACUUUGUUGGCUUUGAGUCGUAUUGAAAAAUUAAUUAUUUCGUAAUGCUUCUAAAAUCAAGUACCUAAAUUAUGCUCAAAUUUCUUCCACAUAAUCGGGAUUUUUUUUUUCACAAAGAGACUAUUGAAAUCGUAAUUAAUUUUCAACCGUCAGCAUAUGUCGAUAUAAUCCAUAACAAACGAUUACUAAUCAAAUAAAUGGUUGUUAUGUGUCUUGUCUAGACUUUAAAAUAGAUGAAUGGCAAUUUCUACGAGGAAUACACACACGUUACAAUGUGGUUAAAACAUAAUUGAAAUUAGCUCGGUAAAGAAACAAAGAUGUCCCAAAACAUAGCCAAAUUCUAUAAUGAAUGAAAACUCAGGAAACUGAACUAGUCUUCCUUAGCUCGGUAAAAAGUGCCUGAUCCUGCGGUAGGCAGAAAAACUUUUUGAAUUUUGAUUUUUUGUCAAGGUCUUGUAAAUGUAGAAAAAAGUUCGGAGUUUAAUAAAUAUGAUACAAAAGUUGGUUCUAUGACAUUUUCAUAUCUCUUAUGAAAUAAAGUCAAUUUUCGUAGAGCUGUGCUUAGUCCAUAAUGUAAAAAUGCGCAUAGCUGCGUACAAAAAAGCUUUGUGCUUGAUACAGAAAGUUGGCCGCUUGGUAUAUACAAAUGUUAUGGUUAUUUGAAAUAGUUUUGUCAGUUUUUAUACCUCAAAAUAUUAGCAACACUAUAAAAAAUAGUUGAUGCUGAAUCAAGGCAGAUGUUCUACCACUGCACCAAAAUAACUGACGGCUGCUAGCUUUCAAAAUGAGUAUUUGUGUUUCUGGGUGCAUUAUUGUGCAACUGACUGAAACCAGCGUGAUUCUUUUGCGUCUUUGCGGAUUCUUUUCGUUUUUACCUGUGC